Betta splendens (Siamese fighting fish) is the source of this 8898-nucleotide messenger RNA. RefSeq names its product phosphodiesterase 4D interacting protein (gene pde4dip). Gene Ontology annotation, molecular function: zinc ion binding. The coding region runs from base 642 to 7205 and encodes 2187 amino acids. Gene Ontology annotation, cellular component: microtubule organizing center; nucleus. The record is from RefSeq and is a predicted model, not a curated record. Lineage: Eukaryota; Metazoa; Chordata; Actinopteri; Anabantiformes; Osphronemidae. The transcript is spliced from 34 exons.
CUGUUAGAAAUCAUAACUAUAUAAAUCUUAACACGUAUACUUACUAUUAUUAAUGAAAUGAGAAUAGAAAUAAAAUAGUUAAACAUAUAUGGAACAUAUGAAACGUUUCCGGUUAGAGACAGUUUCUAUUUUCCGUUUUAACUGCAGAGUGAACCCUCAUGCUUUACGGAGAGGAUCUUCGUCGUCUGUCAGCGUUGCCUCGUUGUCUGCUUACGAAAGCUGCGCCUCGGGCAGCCUCUCCCUCCAUCCUCAGCUGAGGAAGCCUCUGUCGCUGACAUAAACUCGAACCGGGACCCGGACUGAACCCAGUGAACCUUCGAAUACCGAAACAAUCCAACGGGACAGAUCCAUUUGUCGCGUUCGUGUAGAACCGAACGGGAGCGAUGCUGACGCGUAAGGACACCGCGUUGAUUUAGAAGCCAAGACUCACAGCGAUACCGGAACCACUGAGCACGAACCAACCUCAAUGAAACCGGAUCGAUGUGGAAGCCGGUGACAGCAGCGAGGAAGUGAAAGCGUCGCCCGGCGCAGCUCCAGCCACAUCCGCCCUGACAUGUCACCGAUGGAAACCUGCUGAGGCUGGUUCUGGUUCGCCUCAAGGUCCAGCUGUGAGGAAGCUCGCAGUUCUCGACGUACAUGUGAUGCUGGACGGUGUGAGGAUGAAGGAGGCGUGCAGGAUCUGUGCCCGUGAGCUCUGUGGCAACCAGCGCAGGUGGAUCUUCCACGCAGGCGCGAAGCUCAACCUGCAGGUUCUGCUGGCCCACGCCCUGGGCCGCGAGCUGAGCCGGGACGGCCGCGGGGAGUUCGCCUGCUCCAAGUGCGCCUUCAUGCUGGAGCGCAUGUACCGCUUCGACACGGUGAUCGCCCGCGUGGAGGCGCUGUCCCUGGAGCGCCUCCACAAGCUGCUGCUGGAGAAAGAGCGGCUCCGGCAGUGCAUCGGAGGGCUGUACCGGAAGAACAACGCCGAGGACGGGAACGUGGCUCCGCCCAGACCUGCGGCUGCGGCUGCGGCCGCUGCUCCUGAAGGCGGGUCUCCUGUGCUGGAUUUGUCAGAGCUGCAGGACAUGAAAUAUUCUGAGAUGGUCCAGGAGGAUCUGACCUACUCUGUGUACGAGUCCUGGGCUGAUAAGGAGGAGCGCGCUCCGGACCCGGACCCGGACCCCGAGCACGAGCACGGCCACCACUGCGCCAGAGGAGAGUCCCUGUCGGGCCAGAAGCCGCGGCGGUGCCGGGGCUGCGCUGCGCUGCGUGUGGCCGAUUCGGACUACGAGGCUGUGUGCAGGGUGCCUCGUAGGGUCGGACGCAGGAGCACAUCUUGCGGCCCGUCCACCCGCUACUCAGUGACCACCGAAGACCCCUCCAGAACCUCCGGAGCCUUUGAGCCUCCCUCAGAGGGCCCGGACAGGGAGCAGCCCAGGACCAGUCCAAGCCCAGCGUCGUCUGUGGAAUCUCUGGACACCGCCGUGGACGUGAGUGCAAACCUCCGAGAAAGAGAAGAAGCCCAAGCAGAGAAAACUGCAGAGGAGCCUCUGAGCAGAAGGGACCCCCCGUGGGGGGUCUCUGGGUUCCAUGUGAUGCUGAGCCUCCUGAGGGACUGGGACUACCAACCCGUGAAGCCUCAAAAGGGCAGCAAGCUCCCUGUCCUGCUCAAAGCCAGGCUGGAGCAAAGCCCCCUGCUGCCCCUGCGGUCGCCCUGCGGGGGGGCCGCAGACUGCGACCUGUGCCCCAUCCGAUGCCUUCCCGAGGUGGUGACGCCGUGUCAGCAGCAGCUGCAGGCGGAGCUGGCACAGAUGGAGGAGCAGUGGUUGGAUGACUACGUUCCGUGCCGACCGUUCCGCUUUCAGCAGCGGCUGAUUGACGAGCAGCGGGAGCAGAGCCAGUACGAGAGCGCUGCGGGUCAGUGUGUCGGUGAGCUGCACCGGGCCCAGGACCAGGUCCGCUCGCUGCAGGCCAAGAUCAAGGAGAGCGAGGCCAGAAACCAGAAGCUGCAGGAGCGUCUCUGUGACAUGGAGCUGGAGCUGAGGUCCGCUCGAGAGGAAGCUCAGCGACAGGAGCGUAACAUCCUCCUCCUCUCUGACACCGUGGGCUCCAAGGAGGCAGAGGCUGCAGAGCUGUACAGGCGGAUCGAGGAGCAAAAUAAGAUGCUGUGUUCUCUGAAGGAGCUCACCAACCGCAGCCAGGCCUCUGGAGCAGACGCUGUCCAGGCACAGGGAGACGCUGUGGCUCUGCAGGCUUCCCUGUUCCAGGCCCAGCUGGAGCUGCAGGCCGGGCAGCAGGCGCAGCGUCGGGCCGCCAGGAGGCAGGACGACCUGAGCCGGGCCCUGCAGAGGCUGGACCAGGACCUGCAGGGGGCGCUGCAGCACAGGAGGCAGACGGAAGCACACAACCAGGAGCUGCUCCUGGCUCUGGAGAAGGCCCGAGCGGCUCUGCAGGAGAGAGAGGAGCAGCUGAGGGCGGGCGAGCACCGCAAACAGAGGGAGACGGAGGAGAGAGAGAAAACCAUCCGAGAGCUUCAAACGCGUCUGGAGACCAAAGCGCAGCAGCUGGAGCACUGCUUUGAGCUGCUGGACCACCCGAAGGAGGCCAAGGACCCCCUGGUGCAGAAACUCCGCCAGCGCAUCGCAGAGCGAGAUCGAGCUCUGGAGCAAGCAGUGGACGAGAAGUUCCGCUGCGUGGAGGAGAAAGAGGAGGAGACUCGACGGCUGCAGCUACUGCUUAGAGAGAAGGAGAGAGACCUAGAACGCCAGCGCUGCGUCCUGGCCAACAACGAGGAGACGAUCACGAGCCUUGACACGCUGCUGCGUGGUAAAACCCUGGAGCUGGAGCAGGUGAGCGACGGCUGGAGGAGCGUCCAGCGGCAGCAGCAGGACAGCGAGCAGAGGCACAGAUGCAUCCUGGGAGAGAGAGACGCCAUUAUCGGCCAGCUGCAGGCGGCGCUGCAGUGCCGCACGCAGGAGGCUCAGGAUCUGCGCAGCUCCCUGCUGGGUCAGAACCGGUCAGCGCCAUCCAAAAGCCUGGAGGAGCUGAAGGUCCGCCUCCAACUCAAAGACCGGCUCUUCCAAGAAGUGCUGGCAGACAGGACUCGACAAGCCCAGAUACAUCAGGAGCAGGUCCAGGAUCUGCUGGGAACCAUCAGUGCCAGGGACCAGUACAUCCAGGACUCUGCAGGUUGGCUUAGUGAGGUGGUGACAGAGCAGGCAUCCAGGCUCCAGGAGCUCCGCCGACAGCUGAGCUCAGGGUUGGGAUGGAGGACGGAUUCUGGACAGGAAAUAGCUGCAGAGCUGGAGUCAGUGCAGGAGGAGUUGCGACUCGCUCUGAGGAGGGAGAAGGAGAAGCAGGAGCUGUGCCUGAGCCAGACGGCCCAGCUGGACUCGCUUAGCAGAACUCUGCAAGUAAAGGAGGAGAUCAUCAGGGACUUCCAGAGGCAGAUGGUGGAUCCGUCCGACCUCCCUCUGCUUGAGCGACUGACUCAGGAGAUCGAGGACCUGAGGGAGAGCCUGGUCCAGCGUGGCGGUCCUCCAGCCAGAGGCCCGGUCCUGGGUCUGGACCGGCCCCAUAGCAGGCAGCCUGAGUUUGGAGAACUGAGCUCAGAGGAUGAAGGUGAAGCUGAUGAUGAUGAUGAUCUGCACAGUGAGGAGAGCGUUGAGGAGGAGGUUCUGCACGCUGCGCUCUUUGAAGGCCAGGGCCUGAUGGAGGUUAAGCAGCUGGUGGAGCAGAAGAGGGUGGUGGAGAGAAAGCUGGCAGAGCUGAAGGCUCAGCUGGAGAAGGCUGGAUUCUCCUCACUGUCCCAGAUGAGGAAAGCUCUGUUCAGCCUGGAGGCUGAGAACCAAGACUUAAAGUGUCGGCUGAAUGAAGCAACGCAACCUCACGACGAGCAAAAGGAGCAGGAGGAUGAGGAGGCGGAUGAGGAGGAGCUGGAUGUGACCAUAGAGGGGGAGGAGGAGGAGGAGGAGGAGAGCUCUGAGCUGUGGGACGCGUGGGACGAGGAGCUGUCGCUGCCGCUGCAGCUGCUCAGCGCUCAGGUAGAGGUCACAGGCUCUGCCCUCAGGAGGCCUCUGUGCUCCCGUUCUCACCUCACCUGUGUCCUGUCCUGCCUCCAGCAGCAGGACGCCGCCGCCGCCGCCGCGCGUGAGAAGACGGUUCGUCUGCAGCUGGAGAGCGAGGAGCUGAAGGAGAGACUGAUGGUGUCGGAGGCCACGGUGCAGGCUCAGGCCGCGCAGCUCAAAGACUACAGGGAGCUGCUCACAGAGACAGCGGUUCAACGGGACAGUAAGCUGGUCCAGGUGGACCUGCAGGACCUGGGCUACGAGACCUGCGGCCGCAGUGAGACCGAAGCCGAGAGGGAGGAGGCCAGCAGCCCAGAGUUUGACGACCUGGAGAUGUGCACGUCCCUGGACUGUGGGACCCAGUGGUGGCCAUCCAGCAGCCCCAGGCAGAGCUCCUGCCGCGGGGACCAGCCGCCGUCCCUCCAGCGCCUGGUGGAGGACCUCCGCUCGCAGCUCUCCCGCUCCCAGGCCGUGAUCCGGGGCCUCCAGAGCCGCCUGCGCACCCUGUCCACCUCCAGCAAGGUCAACUGGGCCUCGCCCUCCCAGAGCGGGGCGGAGGAGGACGAGGGCUGGCAGUCCUCCGACGGAGGCCCCCACCCAGACAGGGGGCUCCAGGAGCUGGCGUCUCGAGUGGGCGCGCUGGAGGACCAGCUGCGGAAGGAAGGCGUGGGAUGGGAUGGGAGCUCCUCCACCAGGACGGGUAAAUUGGACGCUCUGAUCCAGGCUCAGGCCCGAGAGCUGUCCCACCUCCGGCAGCAGAUGAGGGAGGGCCGCGGCGCGUGCAGCAUCCUGACCCAGCACCUCGGAGACACCACCAAGGCCUUCGAGGAGCUGCUGAGGGCCAACGACAUCGACUACUACAUGGGCCAGAGCUUCAGGGAGCAGCUGGCCCAGGGCGGCGCUCUGGCUCAGCGGCUCCGAGCAAAGAUCAGCGGGCGAGAGCAGCCGGAGGAUCCGGAGGAGAGGACGGAGCUGCUCGCCAUCCGGCUCAGUAAGGAGCUGCAGCAGAAGGACAAAGUCAUCGAGUCUCUUCGUACCAAACUGAACCAUCACCAGCAUCAUCCCCAUCGAUCUGACACGCCCUGCAGCGGCCACGCCCUCUCAGAUGCCACCGACCAAUCAGAUCGCAUCUCCUACUUGUCUGAUGAGCACGGAUCCACUAACGAGGACCUGGAACUGUGCUCCGACGUGGACGCUGCCAGUGAACUGGGCCAGGAGGAACCGAGGCCUUCAGCCAGAGUCAGCACCGAUUGCUGCUCUCACAGUAGCUCCAUGUCACCACAUGCGUCUGUCCCUCCAUCCACCGCCUCAUCCCUCAGAACCCAGUCCUGCCUCAGCUGUCCCAGCAUGCAAUGCCCCAGCUCAGCACACAGCCCUGCAGAUGUUAGGACAGCUCCAGCUCCAGCUCCAGUCUUGUCUUCUGUCCCCUUCCCCCCUCCCUCCUCCCCCGUCCGCCCUCACCCUGCCGGCCCACGGGCCCUCCCCCGGGGCGCCGGGGGGCCGUGUUUCUCCCUGGCGGCGGUGCAGCAGGAGCUGCAGAUGCUGCAGAGACAGCUGGGACUCAGCGACAGUGCGUCUGACUGGUUCUCCACUCCUCAGCCCAGAGCUCUUCAGGGUUUCCCAUUUUCCCAGCAGCAGCCGGACUCCUGUGCCCUGCUGCCCCCGUCCUACCACGGAUACCGGCCUUCUCCCUUCAGCGGUGCUGCCAGCAGCAGCAGCCUGGGCGCUGACCUAGCCAUGAAAGCUGGCGCCAGCCUGCUGGAGAGCACUGCAUUGUGGGAUAUGACUUAUGGUGCCCGAGCAGUGAGACUGGGAGCGGACCUGUCAUCUGGGUCGUCUGGAUACCAGUCGGGCACCGGCCACACAGGUUCAGAGCUGAUGAAGGAGCAUCUGAGAGAGAUCAGGAGUCUGAGGCAGAGACUGGAGGACUCCAUCCAGACCAACGACCGGCUCCGGCAGCAGCUGGAGGAGAAGCUGGCCCGGAUCGCCGCUGACAAAGCAGGUGCUCCCACCAACAUCUACAUCCAGGGCCUGGACUCUGUGGGCCAGCUCUCCACUGAGAUCCGGCUCCUGAAGGAGGAGAACUGUGUUCUGCAGAAGCAGCUGGAGCUGGCGGCAGGAGACAGCACACAGGAGCUGGAGCAGCUGAGGGAGGCGGCGCUGCUGGAGCGGGCCCGGCUGCAGCAGGCGGAGCUGGAGGCAGAGCGCUGGGCAGAACGCGGCAGGAAGCUGCAGGCGGAGGCCGAGGCCCACGGCCGGGAGCUCAGCCAGCUGAACCAGGACCGGCGCCGGAAGCAGGACGCCAUCAACAGGCUGCAGCACCGGGCCAGCGUCCUCCAGCAGCAGCUGAGCCAGAGCCGGGCCGCGGUCCACGGGCUUCAGCGCCAGCUGCGCUCAGCUCAGCUCGGUGCCGGCGCCAGACCAGAACCCGGCUCCGCAGCCUUGGACCCGGAGGAGCUGCACACGCAGCUGGAGAAGCAGCUGGACGGGCCGACGGACACGCGGCCUCCAGGCCGGAGGCAGCGCUUCAGCGAUACGGUCCCGUCUCCACCCGUCCGGGACACCGGAACCGUCAGUCCUCUGCAUUGGGAAAAGACUGAUGGAGCACCGGUUCCACUGGGCCCAGAUCCCCACGGGUCCUUGUCCAGCCACAUGGUCGCUCACAUCCAGCACUUCAAGGCUCUGCAGCAGCAGGUCGUGGAGGGUGGCGCCCUGCUCCUCAAGAUGGAGGCAACGCUUCAUUCUCUGAGCGCCAGCCCUCGUCAGCCUUCAGACUCCAGUUCUGCCAGGAAGCUGCUGGCUGACGCUAAGACCCUGAGGCAGAUCCAGGAGGAGGCCGACUCCCUGCUGCAAAUGUUCUGGAGAGCAGCGAUGCCCGACUCUGAGGAAGCCAAACAGAACCAGGCUCUGAGGGACCAGGUCGUGUCUCUGCGUCGGAGGCUCUCGGAACAAGAACAGGCCCUGAAGGACGCGACGGAGCGGCUGAGGAGCUCCGACCGCUGCAGGGACAGCAUGGAGCACUUCAUCGCCAGCCAGCUGUCGAGGACGCGGGACGUGUUGAGGAAAGCCAAGAGCAACUUACAGGAGAACCAGCUCAGGAUCUCCUCCCUCCAUCAGGCCUCCUGCUCUCUCUCGUUUCCCUCCUCCUCCCCCUGUUAAAAUCCUGCUGUGCAGGUGAAAACACAGGAGGCGUCUGUGAGCUCAGCCUCUCUGCUGGUUGGGGUGUCAUGACGCUCCAAGGCUGCUCCUCCUCCUCCUCCUCCUCCUCCUCCUCCUCAGCUGUCCUGUGAUCGGCGCCCCCUGCAGGCAGCUUUUCUCUCACCAGCUCCACCUUCCUCUGCUUCAUCAGCUCCCAUUGGACAGAACAUGCUGGAAACCCUGGCUCUCCUUUCAAAUGACUGACUUAUUAAAGUUAGUGAAUGCUUGUGUUGUUAGGUUUUUGCUGGUUGAGAGUUUAUGAUGUGAAUAAUUGCAAUUGUUUCCUUGUUUUUCCUAAGGCGUGUUUAUGUGAUGAGGGCUUUUAUUGAAGAUGUCGACUGAAGUAUUUUUAUAGAGAUCAAUAUGAGUUUGGCUUCUUGCCUUCUUAGUUUUUUACAGUAUUUAUGUAAUAUCUUUAUGAAACCUGCUUCAUGUUUUCAUGUUCAUGAAAACCAAAUUAUAUGUCAGGUCUCCAAACAAACGUCAGCCACGAGGUUUAGCAGGAGUUGAAGAAACAAAGAUGCCAGCAGGAAACGUGGCUUGAAAAAGCCACAACCAAAGUGCAAAGUGCUUCUGCUCAGCUUCUGUUGAAGCUCGUACUUCUAGUUAGUUGCAUGUGGUUUGAGCAGCUUGUGGAAACAAAGCCAUACAGUGUAGUCAGUAGAUACGUCGUCAUUGUACAGAAAAGGAAUAAAAAGUGCUUAGUGAUGUGAAAUGAAUGUUCUCACACUACAGAGUGUUGCUCUACUACUUUUAAAAGUUGGGGUAUAACCCAGUUUUCUUCUACAUGCAGUGAUGAAACGCCUUCUGAUGAUCUCAGUGUCAAUGAAUCAAGCACUUGUUCCAGGCUGUAGUCACGAAGCUCAGCAGGUGGUGAUGCCUUCAGGGAACCCUGCAGUUAGUUCAUCAUAGGAAGUUACCAUUUCAGUACGUGGUCCAGGAGACAUGACCGAUGAUAAACCGAUGUUUUUUAGAUGUUUUUACUUUUGUAAAUGUAUGUUUUUUAUGUUGAAAUCUCGCUUUCAAAAACCGUCACGAGAUGAACAUCUUAUUAAAAACAGCUGCAGGAACUGUAACCAGCUCUGUUCUGAUUUUAGUCCCGAUUUUGUCAAUUUGUCUGUACAGAAGCUUCCUCCUUUUUCUGCGUGAACUGUGGCUCCUAUACUUUUACUGAAAUAUGCAACUUCUGGGCUACUGUGCAAUACAAGCCUUCACAUGUGUGUUGUUGAUGUCAGGCCUGGCUUUUGUUAAAGUGCCACGUUGUCUUUAUUUCUAGAGGUGAACCGAUUCACACAAACAUACUCUAUUGUGACAAUCAGUUUGAAACAGUUAAAGGCCCACUUGAGUUUUUUACGUUGUAGAAAAACAGUAGCAUUAAAAAGCACUGAAACAAUGUAUUUAACAAGCAAUAAGACCAGCCAAAGUGAAUGUCAAAUCAUUUGGUAUAAAUAUCUUGUGCAUUUCUCCAUAGGUCAAAGGUCAAACUCUUAGUGUGGCUUUAGAAGCCACUGAUGUAUGUAAUAUUAAAGGGCGUGUGUACAUCAGUGCAAGGAGAGAUAACCAGGUCUUUUGGAUUUUUAAUGCAUGUCAUUUUUAUUGAAAUUCUUUUGGGGUAAAAAUAAAAGAACCUUUUGAAAUAAAGGGAUAAAAAAGG